Candoia aspera is the source of this 1781-nucleotide messenger RNA. It is a transcript of the gene ZCCHC4, whose product is annotated as zinc finger CCHC-type containing 4. Gene Ontology annotation, biological process: rRNA methylation. The transcript has 13 exons. Gene Ontology annotation, molecular function: nucleic acid binding; zinc ion binding; rRNA (adenine-N6-)-methyltransferase activity. The record is from RefSeq and is a predicted model, not a curated record. Bases 26 to 1498 code for a protein of 490 amino acids. Lineage: Eukaryota; Metazoa; Chordata; Lepidosauria; Squamata; Candoiidae. Gene Ontology annotation, cellular component: cytoplasm; nucleolus.
GGGCGAUAAAGGAGGGCUGGCCGAGAUGGAGGCGGCCUCGCAGGUGCCUGGGGUGUCGGUGGUACUGCAACGUGGCUUCUCCGUAGCACUUGCGCCCGAGUGUCCGCAUGGUCCUACUCUUCUGUUUACAAGGAUUCUUCAAGGGAAAGAAAAGGGAAGAAGAUUUUAUGCUUGUUCUGCUUGUAGGGGAAGAAAAGACUGUAAUUUUUUUCAGUGGGAAGAUGAAAAGAUAUCAGAAGCUCGACUUUCAGCACGGAGACGAUACAAUGAGACUCAUCGGCCAUCUAAAACUCAUGCAGACAAUGUUAAAAGGUACAAGGAUUUUAUCACUCUACCACUAUCGAAAAGGAAGUUUUGCCAAGAAUGCCAACUGCUGCUGUUGGUACCUGAGUGGGAAAGACACUCUGGCCAUCUGAUGCUUACUGAUAUCUCAGUUGCCCAACUGAGAAGGCCUAGCCAACUCCUUAGUCCUCUGGAGGACAAGAAGACUUAUGCACAGUACCUCUUCUCUGACAGAAGUGGCCACUUCCUGCUGGAUCUUCUUAGUGCGCAAGGUUUCAAAAGGGUGCUGUGCGUGGGCACUCCAAGGCUUCAUGAACUGAUCCAACUGGAAGCUUCACCCAAAGGGAAGAUCUCCAUGAAGAGCCUUUUGCUCGAUAUUGACUUCAGGUAUUCGCUGUUUUAUCCCGAGGAGGACUUUUGCCAUUAUAACAUGUUUAACCAUUGUUUCUUUGCUGGAGAGGCUGCUUCCCGUGUAUGUGAGGAAUUCCUGCAGCAAGACCAAGGGAGAGAUGUCGUCAUGGUGGCUGAUCCACCUUUUGGAGGCUUGGUUGAAGCGUUGGCUUCUAGUUUCCAAAAGCUGACUGCAAUGUGGAGCCCAGCAAAAGGUGCAGAUUCUGCCAACAAAGAGCUACCUAUCCUUUGGAUAUUUCCGUAUUUUUUUGAAUCACGCAUUCUUGAAUUUUUCCCAAGUUUCACUAUGUUGGAUUAUCAGGUUGAUUAUGACAAUCAUGCCCUAUAUAAGCAUGGGAAAAAAGGCCGUAAACAAUCCCCAGUUCGUAUUUUUACUAAUCUGUCACCAUCUUCAAUAGUACUUCCUGCAGAAGAAGGAUACAGGUUUUGCUCUGUCUGUCAGCGAUAUGUCAGCUCCGAGAACCAGCACUGUGACAUCUGCAAUUCAUGUACUUCAAAAGAUGGCAGACAUUGGGCUCAUUGUAACCUUUGCAAAAAAUGUGUAAAACCCUCUUGGAUUCACUGUAGCAUCUGUGAUCGCUGUGCAAUUCCCAGUCACCCUUGUAAAGAAGCUCAUUCUGGGUGCUUUAUUUGUGGAGAAGCCACCCACAAACGCACUGCGUGUCCAAAUCGGCAGAGGAGCCGCAGAGUUGACCAAGAUAGCAAAAGGGCAAAACAGAAAAAGAAGAAAAUAAAGGGGGUUGUUGUGAAAAUAGCAUGUGGAAAAAAGGCAAAAGCUGCAAGAAGAAGAAAAAACAAGAAAUAGAAAAAUUAUUUGAGUGCUUAUAAUGUUCCUUUAUUUGCUAUUGUCCCAUUACUAAUCUGGGUAUUAAAAAUAUCACUGGAUUCACAGAAAAAGGCAACUAGAAUCUUAGAAACAGCCAAAUAUGUGCACAUAUUUGAAAAAUCAGCCAAGGUGUAUAAAUGAUUCAGUAACUUCAACUUUGUUGUUAAAAAUGAUGUAACAUUUUAUAAACAUGAGUGUUUAUUUUUAUAAAACAAAAAUAAAACCUGGGGUUAAAAUACUCCCAUUUUCCUUUCAUCAGUGA